Messenger RNA from Salvelinus namaycush (lake trout), 2518 nucleotides. RefSeq names its product aprataxin and PNK-like factor. Lineage: Eukaryota; Metazoa; Chordata; Actinopteri; Salmoniformes; Salmonidae. Gene Ontology annotation, cellular component: nucleus; site of double-strand break. The record is from RefSeq and is a predicted model, not a curated record. Gene Ontology annotation, biological process: double-strand break repair. Bases 115 to 1653 code for a protein of 512 amino acids. Gene Ontology annotation, molecular function: 3'-5' exonuclease activity; DNA-(apurinic or apyrimidinic site) endonuclease activity; protein binding. The transcript is spliced from 11 exons.
GAGUGACGCAAUCUGACGUGAGACAAUGCACGCUCUCUACAUAACAGCCCGGAAGUUUCUGAAGAAAUCUAUUAAGUUUUCACGUUUUUCUCAGCACCAAGCUACCUAGAACAGAUGGCGGGGUUCGAUCUCGUGCCUGUAGAUGGUGGCAGUCCAAUACACCUGCCCGAGGGGGAGACACUGCUGGGAAGGGGUCCAUUCCUUGGCGUCAGCGACAAAAGAGUCUCCAGACACCACUGCCUCCUUGAGAACCUGAAUGGGCAGCUGCGCAUCAAACCUACGCAUGUGAACCCCUGCUUUUGUCAGUCCUCACUGGAUGACCUCCCACAACCCCUGGACAGGAACCAGUGGCAUGAACUUGGACAGGGAGACAUCAUCUCCCUUCUUCCUGGGAAGUACAUCUACAAGGUGGUGGCUGUGGGUGGAGAAGAUGGAACACCCAGAAACAGUCAGGCUCUUCAAGAUGAAGACGAGGCUGUUAUUAAGUCUCCUCCUGCCUCCCCUGAACCAAGCGACGAACCUGCUUACCCCACUCGACAGGACAAGGGGUGGACACCAAGCUCCCAUGAACAACAAUCUAGACUGGGAGGUAGUGUGGACCAGAAGGAGCCAGAUGAACAGCUACCUAACCCACCUACCUCAAACCAGACAGAAGCUGGGGUAACUGAAGCAGAAAAUGACAAGAACGAGCCAAAACUUGAACCAAAGAAAAGAGUGUUACCUGCUUGGAUGACUGUACCCAUUGUAUCUCCCAAGAACCCCACCACCACCACCACCACCAAAGGAUUUGGAAAUCGAGCCAGAGGAACCGCAACCCCAACGACAAGCACCAACCAGGGCGCGGCCAAACGGGCCAGGUACACAGCGCCCUUGUCAGGGGAGGACGAGUCUGAACACAGCGAGGCAGAGCCAACACCCAGGAAGAGGGUGAGGAGGAAGAAGAGUGACGAGGAUGAGGACAAUGAGGAAGAGGUCCAGUCUACAACAGCAUUUAAAGCCAGGCAGCAGGUGAAGCCUAGUAAAGUAGAGGAGAGCGUGGAGUCGGACCACUUUGACGUGGAGGAGGACGAUGGAGAGAAGAGAAGAGGAGGAGAAGCUUCCACAGCAAAUGUCAGCAGCACUUCUACGAGCAGAGCGGAGGCCAGCGAGUCCGAGGACAGGGGGAGAGAGCCUCAGAAGGUCGGCAAGGGGCCUCAAGGGUCAGGUGACGUUUCAGGCCCCGCCCAGUCCAAAGCUCGGCUCAGGACGACCUGCCCCUAUGGAAAGGGCUGUUACAGAAAAAACCCAGUCCACUUCCAAGAAUGCAGUCACCCCGGCGACAGCGACUACGAGGACAGUUCCGCGAAAGAUGAGGAGGAAGAGGAGGACGCGGACCGACCUGAGUGUCCGUACGGCACAGACUGCUACAGGAAAAACCCUCUCCACUGGAAGGAAUACAAACACACCAAGAAGACUCGAGCGCAAAAGCCGGUAUCAUACAACGACGAUGAUGAUGAUGAUGAUGAGUUUGGGGGCGAUGACAGCUUCAUCAAUGAUGAGAGCGAGGACAUUGGUGAAGACUCUGACUAUGAGCCACCUGACUCAGACGACAGUGGCAAGGAGGACCUCAAAACACUCACGAAAGAAGCCAAGGCCUUCACAAGGCCGAAAUGAACUAGUGGCCUAAACUGGACUAAUCUCCCCGUACCUGUUUUAAACUAAGCGUGCUAUUUAAGCGGAGUAUACCUUUUUUCCUCUAUUCAAACACCCUUGGAAUCCAGCAGGUCUACAAUCUCGAAUAAUAUUAGUCUCCCUGUGCUGGUAAAAUACAGUCAGCAAUUUACCCCAUCAGUUGGGAAGAAUAACGGGAUUCUUGACUGAUUUGUGUAUGAGGAUGUCAUAUUGCUGACUUUACCUUUUAAAAAGUGAUUAAAUUUAUGUGUGUUACACAAUGACACUUUCUUGGAUAGUAAUUAAUCACAAGCAUUUUUGAAGUGUAGGAAUUCUUGGUUAUUGGUUUGUUUGAAUAGUAUGGACAAGCAGUUUUAAAUUGUUUUUACUUCCUUUUAAAAAUAAUUUAUCAGUGCCUUCAGAAAGUAUUCACACCCCUUGACUUUUUUUCACAUUUUGUUGUUACAAAGUGGGAUUAAAAUGUCAUUUUUUAGUCAACAAUCUACACAAAAUGUUUUGUAAUUUCAAAGAAAAAUAAUCAGUACAUGUUAAACACCUUUGGGUGUGAAUUGUUUUGGGUAAGUCUCUAAGAGCUUUGCACACCAGGAUUGUGCAAUAUUUGCCCAUUAUUCUUUAAAAAAUAAUUCAAGCUCUGUCGAGUUCAUUGUUGAUCAUUGCUAGAUAGCCAUUUUCAAGUCUUGUGAGAUCUUCAAGCAGAUUAAAGUCAAAACUGUAAUUAGGCCACUCCGGAACAUUCAAUCGUCGUCUUUCUGAGCAGCUCCAGUGUAGAUUUGGCAUUGUGUUUUAGGUUAUUGUCCUGCUGAAAGGUGAAUUAGUCUCCCGGUGUCACGUUCCUGACCUGUUUUCU